GCUGGGCGGGGCCAGACAAGGAGCGUUAUAUACCCGUCAAGUUGUCGCGCAGGGAGAUGGCGGCGCUGUGUGAACGUGUUGAAGAAUUGAAACACGGUAGUAAUGUAACGGUCACAAACACAAGUAAUCAUCAUCAUCAUCAUUAUUAUUAUCAUUAUUAUUAUUUUACACAUUUAUUGUGUUCUCAGUAUCGGCUUCUGGAGAGCCUUCCUACUGGCUUCUUACAUGCGGAAGUAAUAGGAACGUGGUGCAUUAUGGGUGCAGCUGGCAGCAAACUGGUCCUUCCUGCGACAUGGAGUGAUGGCUGGCUGUGAUGGGUGUCUCCCUGAUGGUGUAUUAGUGUUCUUUAAAAGGUUUAGUCUGCCUGCUUUAAUGACUCUCUAUAGUGAGUGUGUGUGUGUAUGAGUUUCUACCAAGUUUUAAUGUAUGACAGGUGCUGGGGAGGGCUGUACCUGCCAGGUAGGUUCUCCAUAUGAUAUGAGUUUGUUUGAAAUUACACUAUUUUACUCCCUUCCAUGAGUGUGUUUGCAAUAUUAUUGGGUUUUUAACCCAGCACAAAUAGUUCAUAGAUAUUGACUCUAUUACCCUGUAACACAUCAUUUAGUAUUGUGGAAUUUAUGGGAGCAUUUUAAAUCAUCAAUAGAAUACAACGUUACUAGAACACUUCUUCUUUUCAAUGUUGACUUUCUAAAUUUUCUUGACAAGUCCUGUAGUGAUUAUGGUGCAUUGAGUAUUCUUACACUUUUUUUUUUUUUUUUUUUUUUUUUUUUUUUUUUUUUUUUUUUUUUUUUUGUUUUUUCUGUCAAACUUUUUUUUUUUUUUUUUAAAGCGGUUGAAAGGGAGAGAAUGCCUACUACCCUAGCCUUCCCUGUUUGGCCGUGACAAGGGUUUGUGAUUUUCACGAGGUAGGGGAAUUUGAUAGAACACCGCAUAAUGCGGAAGUGUAGUUUCCACAUUGUCUCUGUAGUUUCAGACGGUAUGGGAGAACGUUGAUUUGUCAGAUCACUCAAUAUUACAAGACAAAAUAGGGAGAUGGCACACAUAAGCAGAAGUUAAAGGGACACUCCACUGUCCACUAUAUUGCCAGGAAGUAACAAAACUGGUUAUCUGACAGCCGGGUGGUGUACAAUGUUGAUUUUGUAAAAGUUCCAAUUUCUAUUCAAAUCUGCACCUCUUUCUAAAAUGAAAGAAGAUACACUAUUUGUGCUUAAGGUGUUACUUUUAACUUUUGUAUGGCCUCGUUAACAGGUUACCAGAAAGCUGUUUGUAAUAACCCUGUAUUUGUGUAAGGUUUUUGUCCCUUUAAAAAUAGUUUGGCUAGAAAUGUUUAAUGUGUGGCUUUAUGAAAAGAACACAUGAAAAGAGAACUUUUUUAUUUUGGUUUUUUUUAUUUGGAAAAAUAGAAAAAUUGUUGGAUAUACCGCCAAAUAAAACAUGCAUGUAUAUAACUUGGUAUGGUUUCUUUUAGGACAUAUGAAAACUUGCAUUUUAUUGUUUACUUGCAAAAUUCAAAUGAACAAUAAUUUGAGCAUUUUUCAGAUGCGAAAAACACAGCUUUUUAAGAUGAACACCAAAUGAUGCAGAUGUUGUCUGGGUGACCGAAUACUGACCAGAUUUGUCUGAAGAAAAUCCAAUUUUGAUUGUAAUUUUGCUCUGUAAGACAAAGUGGCUUUCGUGCUUAGGGCCCCCUUAAUUGGUUAACUUUGGUUAAUUUUAUCUGUCUGUGUGAUGGUGCUUCACACCGUUAAUGCAGAAAAAGGUUGGUAAUAAUAAUAAUGUCUCUCCCGUUUUGCAGGAUUUAUCACACCAGAAAGAUUUCAGGAGUCUCGCUGAAGACCAGGACUCUUCCUUUUUCUUAAUUUAACUUACAUGCUUAGGCAUGGAGGAAGAUGUAAUGUUACAAGGCAGCAGUGUUGAUCCUGACCCUGCCCCAAAAAUAGACCGCAAGAUCUCUCUUAAUGAGUUCUCUUGUCACUGCUGCUAUGAUAUCUUGGUAAACCCCACCACUCUGAACUGUGGCCAUAGUUUCUGCAGGCACUGUCUUGCGCUCUGGUGGUCAUCCUCAAAGAAAACGGAGUGCCCUGAAUGCAGAGAGAAGUGGGAAGGAUUCCCUAAAGUAAACAUACUACUUAGGUGAGCAAUGUUUGUGAUUGUUCUACCCCGGCUUUUCUGUAGCUUUAGAUGAACAAAUAUUACACUAAAAUUUUGUUUUUAUCGUCUAUACUGAAACCUAUACAUAAAUAGCUCCCUUGGAGAUCUGGCUUCCAUAAAUAUGUACUUGAGAAUAUUUGCUAGAUGUAGGUGACUUUAAAUAUAAAUUUUGACAGUGGUUACCGUUAAAGGAACACUAUAGUGCAGAGGUAGUCUACCUUUAAUUUAUUCUAUUUUUUUUUUUAAAUGCCUGUAAUAUGGGAGAUUUACAUUAAUUGUACAACCAAUUACAAUAGACUUCAAUCUCCAAAUAACUAAACUGAGGCUAAACUAGCUGGUUUAGAAAAUGUCUUAAUCUUUGCAAUAAUAAAUUUAUUUUUAUUUAUUUUAUCAUCUCCUCCUCCCCUUCCCUAGGGAUGUCAUAGAAAAACUGUUUCCUGAUCAAAUACAACAGAAGUAUCAGGAUAUUGAGCAAAACAAUGAACUUAAACAGAUCCUUCAAGAGUUUAGUAAAUUUGGCAGUGAUCAGAACAAAACCUCAUCUUCUGGAGAUGUUCGUCAGAACCCCCAAAGAGGAGGGGGUUUCUUCUCUGGUGUUCUGACUGCGUUAACUGCAGUGGCGGUAAGGAUACAUUUUUAUCUACAAACGCAUAGAUUUAACACCACUCGCUUCAUAAAGCAAUAGCUGAAAAGGAGAAUACAGCAUUGAGUUUGCAGACCGUCUUGUGUUUUAUUUAUUGGCACACUGUUGCUGAUGAGUGUGACUCUAUACAUUGGUAGAGGCCACUUUGAAUUUGUGAUCCCAAUAUAUCACCAGGACCUCUGAACAUUGCACUUACCAGGUUAUUCACUCAAGUGAGACUUCAGAGUGAAUUUUAAAAUGAUGGUCAUAGUAGCCAAAAUGAAAGCAUAGCGGACUCCAGUUCAUCUGUUUUGGCCUUAAAUUUUAAUUCGGACUUAAGUAAAUACACAGUGGAACAUAUUUAACUCUCCUGAAUUCUCUCAUUACCUAUUAGUAAAAAUAACCUUUUGUUAAAUUAAACUUGACAAACUGGGGUAAGUGCAAAUUUAUGAUUUUAAUCCCUUCAUCUCAUUAUUAGCUGCAUAACUUUCUCAAAAUAUUUGUCUGAAAAACAAAUGUAGCAAUUCAACCUGGGAUUUCUGUUUGAUAACCAACAAAAACUUUCAAUUGCAUUGGUUUUAAAAUACAUUUAUGGAAUGUUUUCAUUUCACCUGAUAUGCAGCAGUUGGAGAUUAGAGCGUAUUUUUUUGUGUUCACACUGGUGUCUCGCAGACCAGAUGUUUUAUAUUUUAUUCUUGUAGAAUGCUGCAAGAUUUUUGACUUUAAAAACUUGUCUCUUACAUUUCUCUUAACCAUAGGUUGUUCUGCUUGUGUAUCACUGGAGCAGUAGAGAGUCUGAACAUGACCUUUUGGUUCAUAAACCAGUUUCUAAAUGGACUCCUGAAGAGGUUGUCCUUUGGCUAGAGCAAUUGGGUCCAUGGGCUUCCCAUUACAAAGAACGAUUUUUAUCGGAGGCAGUUAAUGGAAGGCAAGAAAUAAUAUAUGGCUUAUUCAUUUACUGGUUUUAAUGUGUUAUGUGCUGAAAUUAAGUCUUAGAAACUGUAAUUCUUCACUUUAUUUUAUAACACUCCUCUCAAUCCUCCACCACUUGUUCAACAGUAUACAGUAGGGAUCGACCGAUUAUCGGUCUGGCCGAUAUUAUAGGCUGAUAUUCGUUAUUUUCGGCAACAUUGGUAUCGGCUUAUAGAGAUACAGAUAUUGCUGAUAAUGCAGAUCAGGACCGCCGGGCCCAUGACAAGCCCGGUGGUCCUUGAGGGCCCGCAGCAAGCUCUUAACUUAGCUUCAGCUCCCCUGUCUAAAUCUCACCAGUCCUGCGGCCGUCGGAGCGUUGCCAUGAGCUGAAGGGAGCUGUUGGGAAGGUAAGAGCCUGCUGCGGGUCCCCACUGCACAGUCCAUGCCACCGGACCACCAGGGAAUGCCUUUUCCCCCCUCCCUGACCAAGUAAGAAGCAGGGAGGGGGGACUAAAAAAAUAAAAUAAAAAUCCCCCCCCCAUUUUACACACAUUACAUACCUACACACACACACUCUGCAUUAUAUAAAUACACUGCAUUCACUUUACACACAAUACACAAACACAUACACUGCAUUCACUAAUCAAAUGCUCUCACUGCAUCCACUACACACACAUUUUUGAAAACAUAAAAAUUUUUUGACUGGCAUGUAUAUUUUGUGCAUUUACAGUAAUAAAAAAUAAUUUGCAAAAACAAUUAAAUGUUCAGUUAACAGCAGAUUUGUGUAGAAAUAGUUUUUUUUUCAAAAUGGUAAAUGUACAGAAUAUUGGUAAGUUAUCAGCGAUCGGCCUGAAAGUUCACACAUUAUCGGUAUCUGCUCUAAAAAAAUCAAUAUUGGUCGAUCCUCAGUAUACAGUAGUGGUUCCCAAAUCAGUCCUAAUGACCCAUUAACAGUCUGGGUCUUGUUAGUAUUUCCAUUAAAUUGAAAAGGAAGAUUUAGAAGUCUUGGACUGUUGCUGGUCCAUGAGGACUAAUUUGGAAAACACUGAUUUACAGCAUAGUAUCCGAUUCAAAGUAUUUGGCCUUCAGCAUAAAUCACACCAACCACCAUGACGCUGUGUUUGUAUGUAGUUGUAUAUGACCUUUUGCAUGCAGGGAUUACAGCGACUGCUUUUGUCACAAUACUCCAUAAUCCUAAUGAAUAAUCAAGAUGUGUGGGUUGUAAAAUUGUUUUAUUGUGUGUGUGUGUGUGUGUGUGUGUUUUUUUUUAUUUUAUUUUUUAAGUAAAAUAAUACGCAAGAUAACAAGAGUAGUAUAGAUUGGCUCAAGCUUUGGUAGUUGGACAUAAACCUCAGUUGAGUGCUGUAAUCAGUGCUAGUUUAAACAAACUAGGAUAAACCACUGGAAGCCUCUUGGUAAGCAACCAGGAUAUAUAAACUAGCCAUAGUGACCACUCUGUUUACUUCCACCCCUGACUUGACUAGGUGUAUGGAAUGUGAAGUCCCUUAUAGACCCUGCAGAGUUCUGACUGCAGGGAUCAGUCUUGAUUGCUGGGUAUGGUAGUGUAGGUAGCCGACAGCUCUUCUCCGAUUGCAGUGGUGUCAUGAUCAUGGCAGUGCAAUGCAGCUGCAUGGCCCAGGAAGAUUUUCAGGGGUCAGCUCUGAUCACUGAGGGAGGGGGGGGCACACAAGCAGUAGCGACAUGUAGCCAGUAUGCGAUAGCUGGGGAAGAGAGCAGGGUGAUCGGCCAUCCACCCCUGAGUUGGCCGCAGGCCCCAAAGUCCUGUAUCACCUCCAUGGGCUGUAAGACUCCCGAUAUCUGAGCCUGCAAUAUCAGCCACAGCCGCCUCUAAUUUUCCGGCUCAGACUAGCUGUUUGAGCCGCAGAUGGCAGCCUGGGAAGCCCGAUCUCUCAGUCUCUCUGACAUGCGAGCAGUCAGCAUGGCGGUCUGACCCUGCCCCCCCUUGUUAUAAUUUUUAAUAUUUGCAACCAGAUGUUUACCAUUUGAAUAUUUCAAAUUAUUAGGUUAUAAUUUUGCAUUAUAAGUGUCCAUUAGAAAUUGAGAUUGAGUGCACUUUUACCAUUAUCUAUCUGCAAAUUAAUAGACUAAUUCCUAUUUGGAGAAAAAACUUGUUUUAUUUAACUAAAAUAUCUAGCGUACAUAUUGUUGUAUUUGCUCAAAUAUCAAUGUUUGUUAAAUUAAGUAGUUAAACAAAAUAUCUUAAACCUUGAAGUGCUGUGGUUUUUGCAUCUUUAAUUCGAGAUGCAUCUUUGUACCGAUUUAAUUUUAAAUGUGUUCUGUGAUCGUAUAAUGUGCAUAGCAAAUAGUAUUUAAGAACUAUCCUACUAUAAAUGCUAUAACUAAUUAUUUUAAGUUUCAUGUGCAAGCACAGAACAUUAAAUGCAGAUUUUUUUUAUAUUCUUAAUGCUUUCAAAGCUGUACUCCCUUCCCUUUCUAAAACUCAUGUUUGUGUUUUUAGACUCCUUUUGACGUUGGCUGAGGAAGAAUUCUCCAAAGAACCUUUUAGUAUAGAAAAUAGCAGCCACAGAAGAGCCAUUUUACUAGAGUUGGACAGAGUGAAAACGCUUGGUGUCAAGCCUCCUCAAAAUAUAUGGGAAUAUAAGGUACAAGUUAAUUUUAUCUAUCUUCUCAGAGAUUGUUAGGAGUGAAAAUUAUCUCAAAUCUGUAUGUAUGACACACAGCGUUGACUCAGAAAUUUACAGCCCUCUUCCUUGGUGAACUUUUAGUCCUUUUACUGAAUACAUGUAAUGAACAUUUUAGUGUACUGUUUUAUGAUGCUGAAAAUAUAUUUUAAAAAAUCCAUCAGAUCCCUAUAUUUUCAGUUCUUGGAUCCCUUACGGAUUUCCGAAGUACAUUCUUUGCUCCAAUCUCUAGACCGUAUGUAGUUUCAAUAGAUUCAUAUAAAUGUGAGAUCCGUCAUGCAAGCACAAUAAUAUUCUUUAUUUCAGUACCACUGGGUCUGUAUUGUCCCAUUUUUUUUUUUUAUUUUUUUUUUUUAGAUGUUUCUUUACACAAAAAUAUAAGCCAUGAUAAAUGACUUAAUGUCUGCAAAUAUUUUUUGAUGUCCAACAAACACAAUUUUUAGUUUAAAGCACCAUAACCACUGUCACCCCCCUCCACUUCUAAUCUUAUGCAUCAUUCAAUAAUAUAUUCAUUUUUAUUGAUUUGUUUCAGCAUAAAUGUAUCAAUAUGCCUAUUUCAAAACAAGAUUCAUAAAGUGAUACAAAACAGUAAGGAAUGAGGAUACAGAAAUAAAAAAAAAAAGCAAGUACACUGAACCUUCUAAACAUUUCACAUACGUCCUGUCAAUCCGUACAGGCUUCCUAUAGCUUAAUCCACACCAAUAGUGCCGAACGCCUCGUAAAAUUUAAGAAUUGUUCGUAAAUAUGUGAAAUUGUGCUGUUAUCUUCCAUUUUUUGAUUGCCCCAACCCCUGCACCGUUAUUUAUUCAAAGUGAGAAAGUAAGCCCUCAUGUCUGCUCACUGUUUUAGUCUAGUAAUCUAGCCAUCUAGGCAGCCAUCUUUCUGUGAAUUUCCAUUAAAGUGUAGAGGUAUCAACUGACAUAUUGCUUCCAGUAUAAUGUGAUCAGAUUUCUGGCCUCCAAAAUAAUUUGUGCAGCUAUGUUUAGAAGCUAGUGGGAUGUUGCGAGGGAACAGAAAGAACUGCAUGUUUGGGGUGAUGGAUAAGCCAUGUAUAUGUGAGGCAGACAGCAGUACAGCUAUCCUUAAUCUCUGAGCACUCCUACCAUAUGGGCCAUCAUUGUGCCUUCCUUAGUUUUGUAUCUCCAAAAUAAUGAUGAAACAUUGGGAUUGCUCCCAUUCUGAUUCCCGUUGUAACAAACUUUUUUUUUUUUUUUUUCUGGAAUAAUUUCCAAUAGGGCUUUGUAGAGAGGGUUUUUGGUUUUAUGGGGGAUCGCCAGCAUCGCUUGUGUGCCCACUGGGGGCUUCCAAAAUAGUGGGUGUUAAGAUACACAUUUUUAUUUUUGACAUUCUUUUUUUUUUCCGUGCACUGCGUAACAAAACCGGUAGUUCAGACAUUCCACAAAAGUAUAGUAAUCGUAGUAUGUGUAUCUAUCUCAAGAAAUCUGUACUUUUUCUAUGAAAGAAACAAGCUAGAACUAUAUAGUUAUAGAUUUGGGUAGCAAAAUGCCAACUAACAACCUAUCUAGACAUGGAAAUCACUAAUAGAGUAACACAAAGUAAUGGAGCUUAAACACAUGCUGACUCUGUACUCUUAAGUGAUCCACUGCACUGAGAAAACUAUCAUAACUCCCAUUCAAACGAUUCUAACAUGCGAAAUGACUAAAAGUUAAGAGUAAAAAAAGAGCGAAAAUAAGAGAAUACAGAUAAAUUGCAAAACACAGAUGAAGUAUAUUGCAAAAUUCUAGAUGGUAGAAGUCUACUGGAUAAUCUGGCAUUUGUCAGGUACAAGCGUAAGUCCCAGAUCAGCCGAUUCCACAUUUAUGGCUUCUCCCGCCCGGUAUCUCCACCAGGCCUUAACUGCUUUGCCAAGUAAUUGAGUCGGUACCACUGUAAACUGAACCGUGUUGUUCCAGUUGGUGUAAGUAGCAGGUAAGGCACCAUCUGUGUCGGCUGUGCAUGGUAAAAUGUGCAAUAAGUUGCCUAAAUCAAGAGCCGAGUGGAGAGCUCCUGCAUUAUGCGACCAGUUGCCAUGAGGCUCAGGCCCCGGCCCCUUAAGUUAAUACUCUUCAAUUGUAAGUACUGAAAGAAUAGAGUUGGGUAAGGUAAAUGUAUCUGUAUGUUCGGGAAAGGCAGUAGGGUACCCCUGUUUUAUUUAUUUAUUGCCAUUUUAUAUAGCGCCAAAAGAUUCCAUAGCACUUUACAAUAAUAUGAGAGGGGUAUUUAACUAUAAAUAGGACAAUUACAAGAAAACUUACAGGACCAGUAGGUUGAAGAGGACCCUGCUCAAACGAGCUUACAGUCUAUAGGAUGUGGGGUAUAGAACACAUUAGGACAGAAAUAUCAAUCAAAUAAGGUGGGAGUGAAGCAGAGCUGGAGGAGAGAGUAGAGUGCUACUCUUUAGGAGAGGGCAAGCAACGGGUAUGUAAGGUAGAGGUUACUCUGGGAGGCCAUAUGCUUUCCUAAAGAGAUGGGUUUUAAGGCACUUUUUAAAUGAUUGAAGACUAGGGGAGAGUCUGAUUGGGGUAGGCAGCCUAUUCCAUAGGAUGGUAGCCGCCCGUGAGAAGUCCUGCAAGCGUGAGUUUGCUGUAUGGGUGCGAGGAGCGGACAGGAGAAGGUCACGGGCAGAGCAGAGAGACCGAGAAGGGGCAUACCUAUGGAUCUGUGAAGAGCUAUAAGAGGGGCUAGAAUUGUUCAGUGCUUUAUAUGUAUGGGUUAGCACUUUGAAUUGACUCCUAUAGGAUACAGGAAGACAAUGUAAGGACUGACAGAGGGGUGAGGUGUGAGAGAACCGACUAGAGAGGGAAAUCAGUCUGGCGGCAGCAUUCAUUACAGACUGUAGCGGAGCAAUACAGCUUUUGGGAAGACCAAUUAGGAAAGGGUUACAAUAAUCCAUGCGGGAAAUUACUAGAGCAUGGACAAGCUUCUUGGUAGCAUCUUUUGUAAGAAAGGGGCGGAUCCGGGCUUUUUAAGUUGAAAUCUACAGGAUUUGGUAAUAUACUGGAUGUGUGGGGUGAGGCCAGAGUCCAGUAUGACGCCAAGACAGCGCGCUUGCAAGGAUGGACUUGUGUGGAUACCACUGACUUGAAGUGAGAGCGAGAGAGGAGGAUCAGUAUUAGGGGGAGGACAAAGAGUUCAGUUUUUGAGAUUGUUUCAGAAAGCGGGAGGACAUCCAGUCGGAGAUGGAAGAAAGGCAAGCGGUGACACGUUGCAGGACGGCAGGGGAGAGGUCUGGGGAGGAGAGAUAUAGCUGGGUGUCAUCAGCGUACAGGUGGUAGUGGAAUCCAAAAGAGACAAUAAGUUUGCCAAGAGAGGCAGUAUAAAGAGAAAAUAGAAGGGAACCAAGGACAGAGCCUUGGGGGACUCCAACCAAGACAGGACGAGGGCAGGAGGUAUCCUUAGAAAAGGAGACAUUGAGCGUUGGGAGAGAGGAGGAAAACCACAAGAGGACAGAGUCACAGAGACCGAGCGAUUGGAGUUUGAAGGAGGAGAGCAUGAUCAACUGUGUCAAAGGCAGCAGAAAGGUCAAGAAGAAUUAAUAUGGAGUAGUGGCCUCUGGAUUUUGCUGCGAUUAGGUAAUUAGUAACUUUGAUUAGAGCAGUCUCAGAGUGGAGAGGGCGGAAGCCAUAUUGAAGAUGGUCAAGUAGAGAGUUGGAAUUGAGGAAACUAGACACACGGGCAAAGACAAGUCUUUCCAGAAGCUUUGAGGAAAAAGGGAGCAGGGAUAUGGGACGAUUGUUAGAGGGGGAGGACUGGUCAAGAGUUGUUUAUAUUUUUUUUAUUUUUUCAGGAUAGGUACUACAGUGGCAUGUUUAAGGUCUGCAGGGACAAUGCCAGAGGAGAGAGCAGUUGAAGAAGUGUGUUAAGGAAGGCACAAGACAAGGGGAGAGAGAUCUAAUGCUGUGUGAUGGGACGGGAUCGAGCGGGCAAGUGGUGUGGUGAGAGGAAAGGAGAAGCGCAGCCACCUCUUGUUCAGUAGCCGGGGAGAAAGUCUGAAGCGUAGGAAAGGCAUGAUUUACAUGUGGUUGAGAAAGAGAAUGGCAAGGUGGGGAGAAUUCUUUCCUUAGCUGUUCAGUCUUGUUGGUAAAGUAGCAUGCAAAGCUAUCGGCUGUAAGGUUAGUUUGGGGGGUGGUCACAGCAGGGCGAAAAAGAGUUAAAGUUGUCAAAUGCCAGGGAUUGCAGUAGCUUGAACUAACGAGAAGAAAAGUAUGUCUGUUUGUUUGGCGAGGGCAAGGGCUGCGCUUUAUGAACACAAUAUGAAUCUAUAGUGGAGAAAGUCUGACUGGGUGCGAGACUUCCUCCAGGAGCGUUCAGCACAACGGGAGCAACUUUGCAAAUAGCGUGUCGAUUUAGUAUGCCAUGGUUGAGGGCGUGUCCUCCUCAAGGUGCAUGUUUGGAACGGGGCUACAGUGUUCAAGGCAGAGGGGAGGGUAGUGUUAUAUGUGGACAUGACCAGUGAGGGACAGGAAAAGAGAAGGGAUGGAUAGCAGUUGUGAAUCAAUAUCAGCUGACCACUGCUGGAGGUCAAUAGAAUUAAGGUUCCUCCUGAGUUUAGGGGGGUUAGGCUGAGGUUGUUGGGUGAGGGGGUUCUGGAGAGCAAACAAUAAGAAGUGAGCAGAGAGAGGAAAUGGAGUGUUGCAGAUAUUGGAUACUGUACAUGCUUUAGAGAAAAUGAUGCCGAGGUUAUUGCCAGCUACAUGGGUGGGAGAAUUAGCCCACUGCAAUAGCCUGAGGGAGGAAGUAAUUGAAAGUAGUUUAGAGGCUGCUGAGGUCAAAGGUGGGUUAAUGGGAAUAUUGAAGUCCCCAAGAAUUAGGGAUGGAAUAUUAGGAAGUAGAGAGAGGAAGUAGGGUAACCAGGCAGCAAAGUGGUCACGGAAUAGGAGGGGGAACCAGGGGGACGAUAAAUAACUGCAAUGUUAGCAGAGAAGAGUUUGGAUAGGCGAAUUGAAUGAAUGGAACAGAGAGGGAAGGGGGGGGCGCAGUGGGGUGAAAGCAGAAAACCUACACCGCCACCUUUACUCUGUUUGUCUUGUGUUGUGUGUAAAGUGGAGACACCAAAGGAUAGUGAGGCAGGGUAGCAGUAUCGUAGGGAGAGAGCCAUGUUUUGAUUAGUGCAAGUAGGUUUAGGGUGUGUGAGAUAAAUAGGUCAUGGAUGAAAGUAGACUUAAUGGUGCUGUACACAAAGCGUGCAUUCCAGAGGGCAGUUUUAAAGGAGGAAUUAUAGUGAGUUACAUGGACUCGAUAUUAGAUUGUUUUUUUUUGUGUUAGUACCAGGUGACUCAGUACUAACACCAUCCCUGGGUCACCAGUAGGUUACCCAGGGAUUAGAGAGACAUUAUCAGCUGCUAGGAGCUACCUCUGCUUAGGGCAAAUCCUGCAGGGUUGGGUUCUGUGAGUCCUGGGUGUAGCUGUUACCAUGCUGUAUUGGGCCCAGGCUAUGAAGAGAAUCCAGGGUUAGAUGAGACAGAUUGUGGGUGGGGAAUCAUUAAGGUGUUAAAAACAAAAUCAAGGAAAAAGCAGAUGAAAGGGAAUUUAAAUUUAAGGAUAUGAGGGAAUGGCAGAGAUCAGAUUGGUAAGUCAUAAAUAGGGAACAUCAUAAAUUAACAAGGCUUAGAGUGCAAGAACUAACACUAGCAAAACAAACAUUUAACUAGAAAAUCUACAAUUUCUGGGGAAAUUGUGUGAAAUGUUCUUGCCUCCACCAGUAGUCUACAACUGGAGUGGGUGGAGUAACUGUUAUUUAUUUAGCACAUUUAAUUGCAACGUUGUUGCCCAAAGUGCUUCACAGAUACAUUAAAACAUACAUUUAUAAAAACAUUAGCAGGUGUACAAAAGGCCCUCUCUAUGACGUCACUUGCUGCUCCAGCCUGGCACAGGUCAGAGUAUUUUGGCGGUUGCCAUCUUCAAAUGGUCAUAUUUUACAAACUAUAAAUCCUACAGCGAAGAGCUUUAUAUUGUGAGAAUCACAAGACCCAAUAUUAAAAAUGAAGGCACAGUCGCAGUGUAGAAAUUGCCCUUCAAAUUUGAGCUGGCUAGAGUGGAGUUUCAAUGAAUGUCAAUGGACGGCUUGAGUUGCAAACAAAUGGUCAUAUUGUGAAAACUAUCGGGACUAUGGCUUAGCCAUGGACAUGUUUAGUGGCAGCAGGGAUAGCUGAACGUUUUGAUAUAAGAUUUGUGUAGGUGGGCUUGAAAAUGAGUGAGUAGUGGCAGUUUAGAAAUCAUGUCCUGCUUUUGCCUGCUUCCACUCUAGUUUUGAACAUUUUGCCAUUCAUUCCUAUGGGACCAAUUUCGCCACAAGAACGACGAUAUUCCGUGAACCAUUUGGCGAAACGUUCCACAAAGUAAUAGCAAUCCAAUCGGGAACAAUCCGCAUGUUUCGGUAUAUUUCUGUCUAUGUAGUGUAAAAACUGUGGGAGGAGUUAGGGUGGUAAAUUUGGCAAUAAUAAGAAUAAUAUAUAUGUGAGAUAACAUUAAGUGGUCUUGCUAUGCAAGAACACGUAACUAAACAAGAGUGAAGGGUGCAAUAGUCAUCAAUUAAGCAGUAAUACUGUGGGGAUGGAGAUAGAUGGGAAUAUAAUUUAAAACAGAAAUAGGAAAAAGAAGUCCAGAUAUUCUCAAGAUGGUCAUCCAGAAAUGCUACCUCUGCUAAGGGCAAACCUGCAGGGUUGGGUGCUGUGAGUCCUGGGUGUAGCUGUUACAAUGCUGUAUUGGGCCCAGGCUCUGCUUAGGGCAAAUCCUGCAGGGUUGGGUGCUGAGUGUCCUGGGUGUAGCUACAGAAAAAAAAACUGUAUUUAAGCCUUGCCAGCAUGAAAAGCCUGGGAUUUUUACACCAGUAUGAAGGGACCGUUCCCGGCAACAUUCGGAAGGUAUAUAAAUAUCUUAACUAGUGUCACCAUUUUCAUGGUGUUAAACUUUGCAUAACCAAGUUAUCUGAACGGACUUUGGUUUCUGAAAAAGUCUGCCUUGCAUGUUUGCAAUAAUGGUAUAUAAUUUGGUUAAACCAUUCCCCCUAGAGAAGGUGAUUAAAUAAGAGGUCACUUUUUUGUAAUCGGGAUCUUAAUGGGUUGCAAAAUGCAUAUGAGAAAAGGGAGGAAACCGCGCCUUACAUAAAUUAUAUAUACAUACACUUGAUGUCUCUUAGUAGUUUCGGAUAAUUUAUCCUCAAAAAGAAAACAGAGUAUAUACAAUAGUGUAGUAUGUUAAAUAAUAUUAGGAAAAAGUGAUAAAUAAAACGGAGGUAUUUUUCACUCACAUUUGGUAGAGCUACUGUGGGAGCUCUACCAUAAUUGGCAUGGACGGUACAAUCCCCGUCUUAGGAUAAGAAGUCCAACGUCUUAGGUACUCCAAUGGUGUAGUAGUGCAGAUAAAAAUGGAAAACAAGAAACUCCAAUAGUGUAAUAGUUCCAACUCCAAGUAUAAAUGGAUAAAUAGAAAUAUAUAUACUCACAUUUACUAGAGCAGAAAACUUGCUCUAGUUUAUAAGGCUUGCAGUGGUAUAAUCCCCACUGUAGGAUAUACAGGCCAGGAAGUAAGAUGGUGCAAAUAAAAUGUAAUAAAAUGGAAUAUAGCUUUGAAAGAUAUAUAUUUAAUAAUGUAUCAAACAGAAUAAAAUAAAAGCUAUAUAAAAUAACACUUAACGCGUUUCGCCAAUGGCUUCAUCAGAAGUGUAAAAAAAACAAUUGGCGAAACGCGUUAAGUGUUAUUUUAUAUAGCUUUUAUUUUAUUCUGUUUGAUACAUUAUUAAAUAUAUAUCUUUUAAAGCUAUAUUUUAUAUUUUAUUUGCACCAUCUUACUUCCUGGCCUGUAUAUCCUACAGUGGGGAUUAUACCACUGCAAGCCUUAUAAACUAGAGCAAGUUUUCUGCUCUAGUAAAUGUGAGUAUAUAUAUUUCUAUUUAUCCAUUUAUACUUGGAGUUGGAACUAUUACACUAUUGGAGUUUCUUGUUUUCCAUUUUUAUCUGCACUACUACACCAUUGGAGUACCUAAGACGUUGGACUUCUUAUCCUAAGACGGGGAUUGUACCGUCCAUGCCAAUUAUGGUAGAGCUCCCACAGUAGCUCUACCAAAUGUGAGUGAAAAAUACCUCCGUUUUAUUUAUUACUUUUUCCUAAUAUUAUUUAACAUACUACACUAUUGUAUAUACUCUUUCUGUUUUCUUUUUGAGGAUAAAUUAUCCGAAACUACUAAGAGACAUCAAGUGUAUGUAUAUAUAAUUUAUGUAAGGCGCGGUUUCCUCCCUUUUCUCCUAUACUACUGUUCCAACAAGGCUGGGAAUCCUUGUAUUUGUUACUGCUGCCUAUCUUAUUGUUUAUUUUUUGGAGUGAGCACCUGACACAUCUCUUCUUUUGCAAAAUGCAUAUGAAGGUAGGCAGGUUGCUGACACAUUGUUUUGACACAUUGUUUUAUUUACCUUUCCAUCCACUGGGUAUUAGACCAAGCUGUCAUGUCUCAUAUUUUAAUGGUUGAGCAUUAAUCUGAUCCCUAAUCAGCCAUCUUGUGUUGGCAAGGUUAGAUGACCUUUACUUACAGUCUUGUUGGUAUAAUUUUUGACUGGUUUAUUAAAUGUUUGACAAUGGCCCAAGGCAUUUAAGGUCGUUUUUUUAAUCAUGGAAAGCAAGUAAAAACAACAUUGCAUAAAUAACCAGUGGCUAAAAGGUUGGUAAAUACUGGUGACAUUCUUUUGAGCAAGAAUAGACCAGGGAAUAAACUUUGUGGUGGUAGGAGCAUGAUCUAUUGAUGCACUGGUUCAAUUAAUAGAUGUUGGAACAGUAGCAAAGAUGAUUCACUCAGAGAUGACAAUCACUAACAUGGUUUUUUUACUAAAGUGAAAAUAGUCAGGAAUUCAAGCUGAUUUAAAAAAUGUGAGGCCAAAGUGGGUGAAAUGGAGAAAUUCUUUAAGUCCACUAUACUUUUAGUUCAACUACCUUGAGACUUGUGGAGCAUUAAGUGUUAAAAUUAUGCAUAUGAACCAAGAUGUUCUACAUCACAUUGUAGUUUUUGAAGCCUGGAGUGCCUGCCAUUUUAUUAGGGCUUAGCCGUACACUUGACUGAUCCUCCCAUAUAGAUAUUUAACAAAAAUUGUAUUUUGGUACUUAUUUGUACGAAGUUAUUUAUUUUGAAAACCUUCAGGUUGCAUAAGUUGGAAUAGUGAGAUAAAUGAAUUGUGUCGAGAGAAGUGAGUAAGAUCCUCUGAGAACUCAAUUCAAUGUCUGCAAAAUCAAAACACUGUUAAAUAGUGUUCCCAGGAUUUAGUAUGGCUCUGUGCAGCGUUUGCACGUUUCAGUUCCGGACCAUUCGUAUAUUAGUGAAUAACCCUGACAGUUUACUAAUUUUAAUAGAAUGACAAAAGGUUCUGUUGUACUGAUACAAAAUUUGGGGGCUAUUGAUUCUGCAUUUUUGUUUGUUUUUUUGUGCCUUCAUUUUGCAGUUAGUUUUCAGUUUGUAAUGACUUCCUGUUUAGUGAAUAAACGCCAAUAAAGCCACCAGAGGCUUUUUAUUUAUUUAUUUAUUUCUCUCUAAAUUUCUGUUCUUUAAAUUCUUCUACUAAAGUCAUGUUUUUUUUUUUUUGUUUUUGUUUUUUUUUAUUAUAGGCAGUGAACUCUGGAAAGUCAUUAUUUCUGUUAUAUGCUUUGAAGAGUUCUCCACGGCUCAGCAUGUUGUACAUGUACGUCUUUGACUACACAGAAACAUUUUUACCUUUCAUCCACACAACGUGUCCUUUAGAAGAAGAUCAAGAGGAAGAUAUAAUCUCCACAUUCAUUGUGAGUACAUUACCUCCUAAAUGUUUAUGUGGUUGGAUAAGGGAGGGAAAAGCAAUAAAAUGAACAUGAAUGUUAGGGGGGUAUAUAUGUGUGUAUGAGUAGACAACUGGUGUAUUUGUUAGCUGGUAACAAUAUAUCGGAGUGUCAGGCAUGGAACACCUGCAAUGAUGUAAGUAGCAGAAUUGUGAAGUUAUUCUUUACAUUUGAAGACUGUACUAAAAUAAUUUAGACGUUACUGUGAGGGUGGAUUCUGAAUUAAGAUACUGUAAACUUGCAUUGUUUACUUGCAUGCAGCUAGAGAGAUGAGACCAGGGUAGGAAAAUACGAUGUUCUAGGGUUGUCAAAACGUCCUCCAGCAUCUAUAACAAACUUCAAAACAUAUAGCAAUAGCCAUACUGCCACUAAAUUAAUUGUGGCAGUUGGCAUAGCCUAAUUUCAUGUUUGUUUGUUUUUGGUUUUUUUUUCUGAAGACCAACCGUAAAUAUUGACAUAAUUGUAAGCAAGUUGAAUGUAGUAAUAAAAAGGCAAAAAUCCAACUCCCUUAACCCCUUAAGGACCAAACUUCUGGAAUAAAAUGGAAUCAUGACAUGUCACACAUGUCAUGUGUCCUUAAGGGGUUAAAGGGCCAAGUCUAAUUCUUUCUGCAAAAGAUAAUUUCAGGUAUUCAUGAAAUAGGAAGUGCAGUUCAAAACCUCCACAAAAUCGAGAAGAAAUUACUUUGAAAUUAUUAUUUAAAAAAAAAAGUUUCCAUUUCUUAUGACCAAAGUUAAUUAUGCUAAGGCACAAAUGGACAUUCUUUAUUAUCAAUGUGUGAGCAAGCGACCUCCGGUGCCUUGGCUACUUCUAGUUUUGGUCACAUCUUACAAAUAAGAAUUUGGGCCUAGUGACCCAGAACCACUACUGUGUAGUAGUGGGUAUGAUGUUCUAUCUCAGGCUUGCACCUAUAAUUGGACCACGUGAGGCCUCCUGUGACAUUAGACGCCAUUUUCCUUGUAAGUGAAAAUCUUUUACCGUACCCAAUGCCUAGUGCCCCAUCCACUUCCAAAGGUUUUGGGUAACUCUCUUUUUAUUGUAUUAAAAAAAAAUUGUAAAGCCUCCAGAUGUCUUGUGUCAAUAUUAUCGUUCACUAUAGUUUUUGCAGUGGUGUGUUCCUUUAUCACCUAUUUUGAAAUCCUGAAUUUAUUUAUGUUAAUCUACCCAUUCCACCGACAGGAUCUGCAUGAACCAACAUGGAAGCAAUGGAGAGAGUUUAUUGUGAAGUAUUUGUUUCUUCCAUAUCAACUUAUUGCUGAGUUUGCUUGGGACUGGUUAGAAGUUCAUUAUUGGACAUCCCGGUUUAUUAUUGUUAAUGCCAUGUUGCUCUCCGUCCAGGAAUUAUUCUCAUUCUGGAGAUUGUGGUCAAGGAGAGAACUAAAGUAGGUAUUUGCCCGUGUCUUCCUUCUACAUACAUCGCUUUGCAUGCAUGUUAAAUGAAACUAAAAUAAUUAUAAUCUUUAACAUAAAUAUUCUAGAUCUCUUACAAAAUAAAGUCCACACACCUUUAUCAGAGCCACAGGUCUUAUCUCUGCAUUUCACCACUUUUCACACCAAUAUUCUGAUCCUUUAGCUAUACUGUAUGAUAUUUUUAUAUCAAAGCAUACGCAAGCUGAAAUAGUAAGAGGAGUUGACUGGACAGAUGGAGAAUGGAAAAUCCUCUCUGGGGAGGAGGUGGGGGGGGGAGAAGUAUCUUAAUUGGGUUCUGAAGGGUUCCUUGGCAUGUGGGUGCUUAUGUUAAUGUGGUAACAUACUAAAUCUGUGACAUUGCACUCAUCAGUAGGUUUUCUUUUUGUUGUGGCAUUAACAUGUUUAGCCUGUGAGGGUGCCUGUGACGUCAGAAUGUGAGGGCUCUACACCAAUCGUGAGUAGUGCUGGCCGGAACAGCAUAGUGACUGAAUGCCGCGACGGGAUAGUAGUAUCUGCUGCAGCAUGAGCUCAAGGCGCUAUCCCUCAUUGCUCGACGGUAGCAUCUACCACUGGUUUAGGUCCUUCCCUCACAGCCAAUAAGGCAGGAAACUAGACCGCUAAAGAAACAUUCCAGGCACCAUAACCUCUACAGUAUACCACACUUCUUACCGUAGUAGUUACUGGGCCUGGAGUCCCCUGGUGCAAUCUCACCUCUACCUUGUAAGUAGAAUGGUUUUACGUUUUACCUGGGGUCCAACCUCCACUACCAUGGCCAGAAAAACUAAAGUUCCUAAGCGAUCAGUUCCAUGUCAUAUAUCCUGGGGAAGAAAAAAAGAAGCGUUUCCACUUUAUCUGCCUUCUUAAUGGGUUCCUCUAAAGCAGGGGAUGGGCAACCUUCGGCGCACCAGAUGUUGAAUAUUUCCGUCAAGACAGCAGUGCAUGAACUCCAGACUCAGCAGGGAGAGCCCUCUCUUUCUCUCCUCCUGCUAACUUUACCUAGAAAGGCAACCCUUGUUUUAUUUUAUUUUUUUAUUAUACCCAUCUUGGACCAGAAUGAAUGGCCCCAGACGUCUCAAUGAACUGUGUGCCAUGUUCAAAGUGAGAGCUGCCCUAAAAAUUAACUCUCUCUAACACCUAUUAUUCAAUUACUAAAUUAUCAUGUAUAUAAUUCUUAUUUUUGUCUUUCAGAUCUCUUCCACGUCUAAUGUGGGGACAUUUUUGGAAAAUGUCAACCCAGGGACUCUUUGUUGCAAUUUUCUGGCCUGUAAUUCCUCAGUUUAUCUGCAACUGCUUGUUUUACUGGGCCUUGUAUUUUAACCCAAUAAUCAACAUUGAUCUGGUGGUCAAAGAAAUUAGAAGACUGGAAACACAAGCGGUGUGAAUUUCAGAAAUGCAUACCAGAGACUGAAUGAAUAGGGCAAGUCAGAAGUCUGCACUUCUUAACAGAAUACGUUGAUAAAACAUUAUGAAGGUCAAGAUGGUUUUUAUACCUCUCUUGCAACACAUUUUCUUUAAUUGUGGUGAUCAAUAUUAUUAUUUUUUAUUUUAUAUUUUUUUUCCUCUCCAAGGAAGCAGAAAACUAAUAUAUUGGGAGCAAAUGUCUCUAGUUUAUUUUAUAAUGUGAUAGUCACGGGUUUCUGAUAAACAAACUUUUUAGUCCGUUCAAAAAGAAAUUUUUUAAUCGAACACCAACAGCUAGAUGUUUUGUUCACAUGGGACCUGUCUUGACAUGGUCAUGAGAAAUAGCAUGAUUUUGUAAAAUCUAUAGGAGACCUAUGCCAAACCCAUUACAGUUUCUUGAUGUUAUUGGUGAAUUGGGUCACUGUUCAUUUCACUAUAUAUAAAAGCAUGUCAAUUUGUGUUUGAUAUUGGUUCCUCUAAUUUCACCGUGGUGAAAGUAUUUAUUUAAAAUAUUAUCUUUCACAGAUAUUUCAUGGCUCGUGCCUUCUGUUUUAAAUCUACAUAAAUAAUGGGAAGAAAAGAACGAACACACUAAAAUUAGAAAAAUAACUGGAAUAUUGCCAAAAUCAGUUUGCUUGAUUUCAUAGUAUGAUUUUUAAGCUAUCCUAAAAUUUCAACAUGUAAAAUUGUAGGAUAGCAGGAAUGCAUUGAGACAUUAAAUUAGCAGAAAGCUGUUUGUGAUUAAAAAACAAAAAAAACCCUACUGUGUCAAACGUUCUGAAGUUAUAUUCUCCUCUGAGGAAAUGAACGUAAUUUUUAUUACCGCUUUUAACAUCUCUAUAAUUUUUUUUUUCCUUCUUUCCAGAUUCGAUUUAUACUCUUAAUUUUAAACUUGUCAGAUAACUGAAAUGCUUGGGUAACAGGCUUAUAUAGUGGUAAAUGGCAUUUUAUUCGACCAAUAGAGGGGGGAAAAAAACCUUAAGUUUAAUUAGCAAAAUGAUGUAAUGUUUGUUACAGCUGUAUACAUAUGUGGUAUAAAACAAUUGAUUGGCAAGCUUUAUAUUUUUAAAAUGUGCUCAAAAAGCUAAACCUGUGUGCUUUUAAAGGAAUGCUCCAAUUAAUCAAUUUUGAAUUUAGUCUUAUAUAGUUAUUUCUGGAAUAAACAUUUAUUGGUAUCUUAGUUGAAAAUGGUCAAUUAUCCUUUGUUUUUUUUUUUAUAUUGCUAUGUAACUUCUAAUUUCAAACUUGUAUGUCACGAAGCUCAGACAGAAAGUUGAUCCUUCAAGCACCAUAACCACUAUAGUGAAUUGUUGUGGUUAUGGUGCCAGGAGUGCCCGAGAGAGAAAGGGCACGCACGCAGCUCUCAUUCUACACUAUGUAUGAUGGAGUUCAGCACAUCAGUGUAGGACUAAGCUUCUUGUUGUAGAGUGAUCAGCUGACACACUUAGACAGUAGGCUAAGCCUAGCAAUAGCUGAGGCAGAACAGAGAACUUGUAUUCCUUUGGGUUUAUAAUGUUGGAUGCAGGAGCGCAUUGGCAAUUUGAGACCUUAAGAUACCUGUGAUGUAAUGAAUGUGUCUGAGGAUUAGUGUCCUGAAGGACUGUUUCAUGUAGAGUAGUGUCACAUCCCUGCCAAAGUAUUUCAGGUAUUGUGGGGUGAAAUUACCCCCAUUGUAAGUAAACCAUUUUUAUAACCUCUUACAUUGGAUACACUUGGCACUAUCCUCCAUCUCCACUACUUCAGUUGAAGAGCUGCAAGCUCCUAAGCAUGUUUUUCCAUUAGCCAGGCUUUGUGCCAACAGAAUGCUUAAAGCUCUGUCUGAAGUAGUUGGAGGCAGGGAGCAGAGCUUGGCAGACCCAAUGCAAGAAGUUAAACCGUUCUAAAAUUGUUUAACUGCUUACAAUGCGAGGUGUUGCGCCAGGAUACAAAUGUCACCAUAACCACUAUAGUAAUUGAUUGAAUUGUUCAAUAUAUAUAUAUAUAUUUUUUUUUUUUUUUUAAAUAGGUUUCUAAAAGUGUGUGUGUGUACAUACGUUUCUGAUAUCUUGAGUGUUUAUCAAAACAUUAUUUCAAGCUUCUGUAUAGUUCAUGAUUUGAAACACAUGUAGAUGUCUAAUUCCGCUUUAUUUGUUGAUCUGAACCACGCAGACUGAUUUUUGCCAUCUGGUCCUUGUGUUUGUAGAUAUACCAAUAUAAAAUACAUUACUUUUUGUUCUUGUGUAUACACAUUUGAUUCAUUUUUGAAUACUAAUAUUUCAUGAAACUUCCAACAUGGUUUUGUAACUGAUAACAUGUUCUGUACAUUAUUUGUAUGCACAAAUACUGUGAAGCUGAGAUUUUUUUUUUUUUUGUAAGAAAUGGAAUUAAAGAUUUAGUUUUUUUUUUUUAAGUUGUUUGGUUUUUUUUUCGUUUUUUUUUUAUACUGCAUUUAUUUCUUAGACUAUAUUAAUCAAAGAUAUGCAACAUCUACUUAUCCAAGAUAACUUUACACAGUUUUCAUAGUUUAGCUUCUUGAUGACUGUACUAUGUCAUGCCAGGGCUCAAGCCUUCCACUUGUCAUCAGCCCCUGUUGAGUAGAAACUCAUUCUGUUACUUGCAGAAAUGAGUAAGUCUUAAACAUUGUUAUAUAGGCUGAAAAGAGAUGUGUCCAAGUUCAGCCUUCCUCACAUUUGUUUUGCUGUUGACCCAAAACCUAGUUUUGAAGGACUUUCCAAUUUUGCAACAGCUUAUGAAAAAGUUCCUUCUUGACCACAGAAAAGCAGUCACUUUUUAUCCCUGAAUAUUCUGUUUUUGCAAGUAUUCAUCAGGUUGCUAUUUAAACCUUUUUAUACAGAAUCUGAUAAAACCACCUUCAGGCAUAGAAUUCCACCUCAUUAUUAUUAAUGGGGAGAAAAAGAAAAACCUCUUUCCUUUGCCUAAAUCUCUUUUCUUCUAGUCUAAAUGCAUGACCUCAUGUCCUAUUUAUGAAUUUACAGACCGUGGUUUGUAUUGGCCCCAGUUAUAUAGGUAGAAUGCUAUCAUAUCCCUGCAGCGAUGCAGGUUUUUCAAAACUAAAGACUUUAAUUUAACAUUUUCU
Messenger RNA from Pelobates cultripes (western spadefoot toad), 22027 nucleotides. NCBI's taxonomy places the organism in Eukaryota, Metazoa, Chordata, Amphibia, Anura, Pelobatidae. The record is from the annotation of a GenBank genome assembly.